Molecule: messenger RNA, 1947 nt
Organism: Cucumis sativus (cucumber)
Lineage: Eukaryota; Viridiplantae; Streptophyta; Magnoliopsida; Cucurbitales; Cucurbitaceae
Product: transcription factor DIVARICATA
Exons: 2
Coding region: 761-1660 (299 amino acids)
Molecular function (GO): DNA binding
Source: RefSeq, a predicted model, not a curated record
AUUUUGGUUUGGAAUGGUUUGGCAAUUGGCAUCUCUUUGUGUUUCUUUUUAUUUUCUCUCUCUAAAAGCUUUUGUGUGAAGAAUCAGCUCCCACAAUCACCAGACCCACCAAUUACAACUCAACACUGUUGACCUUUCAUUUUCACUCUCUUUAAUUCUCUCUGCAUUUCAUUCCUCCUUACAUAACACAACCUCUCACACUACUCAAAAACUCAACCCCCAAUUUUCCCCAUCCAUUCUCACUCCCAUCACUACCUACAACACCUAGGGUUUUCUCAUUCUCAUACACCUGAAUUUCCCUUGCAUUUUUCACUAUUUCUCCCUUUUAAAUCUCUUGGGUCUUCUUUUUUCCAUCUGGGUCUUCUUCUUUCCCAUUGAUUUUGCCUUCUUCGUGCUUUUCCUCUAAUGGGUCGACCUCUAUUCACUGUUUUUUGAUACAAAAUAAUACCCUCUGUAAUCCUCUUCAAAUCCCAGCUUUAACUAUGGCCAUGAAGGAUUAUUGAUUUACUGUAAUUGUGUUUUGUUGUUGUAUUGGAUCUGAAACUGAGCUUCUAGGGUUUUGUUUUGGUCCUCUCACGAAUCUUCCUAGGGCUCUGAAAAGUAAAAGAAGUCUUUUCAAGAUUCCCCAAAAUUUUCUUUUCUCUGUUCUAAGUGAAAAGGCUUCACUGAUUCCUCUCAGAUGCUCUUGUUUUUAAUGCGUUCAUGACCUAAAAAGCUCUGCAUUUCCUCUUUGGGAUUUUGAGAGUUUUUUUUUUUUACUAUGGAAUUUCUUUCUCCAGCUUCCUAUCUUCGAAAUUCUAACUGGCUAUUUCAAGAAACUAAAGGAACCCAAUGGACCCCCGAGGAAAACAAACGGUUUGAGAAUGCUUUGGCUUUGUACGAUGAAGAUACUUCCGAUCGAUGGUUUAAAGUUGCCGCCAUGAUUCCCGGCAAAACCAUCGGUGAUGUGAUUAAGCAGUAUCAAGAAUUGGAGGAAGAUGUUAGUGAUAUAGAGGCUGGUUUGAUUCCAAUUCGUGGAUAUGCUAAUCGUCAUUCGUUUACAUUGGAACGAGUUGAUAGCAGCCACGGAUUUGAUGGGUUGAGCCAUUUCUAUGGCUCUGGUGUUAAGAGAGGAACCUCUACUAGACCUUCCGAUCAUGAAAGGAAGAAAGGAAUUCCAUGGACAGAAGAGGAACACAGGCAAUUUCUGAUGGGUCUUAAAAAAUAUGGUAAAGGUGACUGGAGAAACAUUUCUCGCAAUUUCGUGACGACAAGAACACCAACACAAGUCGCUAGUCAUGCUCAAAAGUACUUCAUUAGACAGCUAAGUGGUGGAAAGGAUAAGAGAAGAUCGAGCAUCCACGACAUCACGACCGUCAAUCUCCCCGAUAUGAAAUCUCCAUUAGGAGAUAGUAACAGACCUCCAUCCCCAGAUCCUGCUGCAAUGGCUACACACCUCCAUCAGCUGUCAAAAAUGGUUGACAGCACCGACCAGCAAUUCGACUGGGAGUCUUUGAACCAAGUUCUUGAUUCGUCAAACGGUAACAUGUUUAUGGUUAUGCCUUCAAAUGGAACUCAGCAACAGGAACAGAACUUGCUGAAAGAAACCAUUAUUGAAUCUCCAAUUGCACCUUACUAUACUAUUUUUCAGAUGCAACCAAUGCACCAACAUUAUCACUGAACUUUUUCCUUUCAUUUCUUUUUCUUUUUUUUGGGAGAUUUUUGAUUGUUAGAACUUAGGAUAUGGUUAUUAAUUAAAAGAAUCGAUCUCAUUUAGCAAUCAUGGAUUGCUCUAUCAUAUGAUUAUUGUGUAUCAUGUUGCUCUGAUGUGAAUAUGUUGAUGAGGAGAACUAGACACUUAAAGCUAGUGCAUUGUUGUUAGGCUUUACUGAGAGAUUUGCUUUUGCAGAUCAUGAUUCAGGGUUAACUUUAUGAAUGAUCAUUUCUAGUGAUUUUGUUUUUCCAACA